Messenger RNA from Rhinopithecus roxellana (golden snub-nosed monkey), 1669 nucleotides. Its product is annotated as DNA excision repair protein ERCC-6-like 2. The record is from RefSeq and is a predicted model, not a curated record. Bases 1084 to 1599 code for a protein of 171 amino acids. NCBI's taxonomy places the organism in Eukaryota, Metazoa, Chordata, Mammalia, Primates, Cercopithecidae. The transcript has 3 exons. Gene Ontology annotation, molecular function: ATP-dependent chromatin remodeler activity; ATP binding.
AUACAAAUUUUAACAAGCGCGGGAGCCACUUAUGGAUCGUCUAUCUGCGCUGCCUGGGAGCGUCAGAGGCCGUGUACUUCGUGCACCUCGCGGGUGGGCGGAGCUGCCCUAAGAUGCUCCGGGCUCAGAGCACACGGCUGAGUUCCCCCGCGUUCAACGAACCGCCAGAAACGUCAGAGGGACGGAGGAAAGCUUUACACUUUAACAGUAUUUUUACGUUUAUUUCCAGCAAAUGUUGUUGGCUUUGUAUUUAAAGUAUUUAUGAUUCACUAUAAAGUGUAGGAUCCAAGAAAACGCGCUAGUUUCACUUGGCACCUGUGGGUGUCCCGGGGAGCUCUCCAAGGAGGGACUGGCUCCUGGAAGUUCCUGGGGUGCGGCGCCACCACGGACGAACCAAGCUCCACCGAGAGGCCGAAAGCCGCGACCGCCGGGACGCCCUCUCUCAGGCCUCCACCGCCUCAGUGGCCCUUUACAGCCACUGCAUUCCCCAGCCCCCCAGUUAUGUCCCGCGUCGCUCAGCGCCCGGCCCACCCAGCGACCUCAAACCUCGCGACACUUGCAACUCCCGCGGGCCUUCCUGCUACAGGCCUCCUAGGGGCGAGACAUCGGGAAGAUGACUCCGCCCACGGAAAAGAAGAUUUCGUUCUCGCGAGAUCCCAGUGACAAAUCGGCAGCCCGUUCUCGCGGGAUUUUCCAAGGCCGGAUUGGAAGUUGCGGGGGUUAGGAGACUGAGGUCAGAUCCCGAGGAGGAGAUUUGGAGGUCGCAAUGCUGGCCUCCUGUCCUCCACCGGCGGCGGCGGAGCCCGAAAGACCUAGGUGAACACCGCCUUGCCAGCCUCACACAGCGUCCCGUGGCUCUGCCGCCGCUCCGGACGUCGCCUCUCGUUCUCCUUAGGUCCCCUUAGUCGCUACCUUAGCUAGGAUCCCCCUCCUCCAUCCACUGGCUUCGGGUUGCCGGAGAGCGAUGUUCGGAGGGCGACCGGAAGUGGCGUUGGCCGCCAUUGGCCCACCGGCCCGCCACCUCGCGGUCCUCCGCCUUCCGGGUGUUACGUGCAGCCGGGCUCGGCCCCUCCCCCUGGCCGGAUGGAUCCCUCGGCGCCACAGCCCUGCGCGGAAACCGCAGGCAAAGACGUAUGGCACCCAGGAGAAAGAUGUCUUGCCCCUUCUCCAGAUAAUGGAACACUUUGUGAAGCAAGCAUAAAAUCUGUCACAGUGGAUGAAAAUGGCAAGUCAUUUGCAGUUGUCUUAUAUUCAGAUUUUCAAGAAAGGAAAAUACCUCUUAAACAGCUUCAAGAAGUAAAAUUUGUUAAAGAUUGCCCUAGGAAUCUUAUAUUUGAUGAUGAAGAUUUGGAAAAACCUUAUUUCCCAAACCGAAAAUUUCCAUCAUCUUCUGUUGCUUUUAAAUUCUCUGACGAUGGAGACUCUAUUCCUUACACCAUCAAUAGGUAUUUGAGAGACUACCAAAGAGAAGGAGCCCAGUUUCUUUAUGGACACUACAUCCAUGGAAGAGGGUGCAUUCUUGGUGAUGACAUGGGACUUGGAAAAACAGUACAGAAGCAAGUUGCUAGGUCCAGCCAGAACUCAAGGGAAGGAGAUUAAACAGACUGGGAAUACAAAGAGGUGGGUAUUAUUGGAAGUCCUGUCAGAAGCUGCCUACUACUGGGUCUUU